Arabidopsis lyrata subsp. lyrata is the source of this 870-nucleotide messenger RNA. RefSeq lists its product as uncharacterized. The coding region runs from base 113 to 658 and encodes 181 amino acids. Lineage: Eukaryota; Viridiplantae; Streptophyta; Magnoliopsida; Brassicales; Brassicaceae. The record is from RefSeq and is a predicted model, not a curated record. The transcript has a single exon.
UAUUGCAUGAACACGUACGUGAGAUGGCAAUGCUGAACCACACAUGAAUGUAUUAACCUGACCGCACCGCUUAUAUAUAUAUAUAUACCAAAGCUUAGAGCAGAUGCUCUAGAUGAAAAAAAUAGAAGAUAGGAUGGCACCAAACGGGAGAAGGAAGAGCGUGAGCGGAAGCUUGGUGAAGCCGCCACCACCACCAAAGCUAGCGAAAGAGUCACUGCAUAGGUCCCUGUCAGACAUAUCGUUGGAUUUCCACAGAGAAGAAGAGAAAGGACUGGGGACGAUAGUGGAGGUAGAGAAGGCAAAGUGCGAGUGCUGCGGGAUGAGAGAGGAGUGCACGAUGGAGUACAUAGAGAGGGUGAGGGAGAAGUUCUUUGGGAAGUGGAUAUGCGGACUGUGCUCAGAGGCGGUGAAGGAGGAGAGGUAUAAGAGAGAUGAGGAAGGGCUAGAAGGGGCCUUGAAGGAGCACAUGAGCGCCUGCCUCAGGUUCAACAAGCUCGGGAGGGAGUAUCCGGCUCUCUUCCAAGCUGAUGCCAUGAGAGAUAUGCUCCGGAGAAGCACGAGGGGUCAGUCUAUUAGCCAUAAACCCACUCUUCACAAUAAGCCCGCCAUUUCCCGUACUUCGAGCUGUAUUCCUGCCAUCACCAGGGACCUUAAUUAAUGUGUCUUAAUUAUAAUAUCUUAACGUUUUAAUUUAGUCCCUAGCUAGCUAAUACUCUAAACACUCAUAUAUAUAUAUAUAUAUAUAUAUACACUACAGUACUAAUUAAUAAAAUUGAUCCAGAUCCUGGUCAAGCGUAAUUUAGUCCCUAGAUGUAUUUUCGUUUGUUUGUUUUUUUUUUUUUCUUUCAAUCCAAAGGAACAAAUACUUAA